Messenger RNA from Mesorhabditis belari, 228 nucleotides. Lineage: Eukaryota; Metazoa; Nematoda; Chromadorea; Rhabditida; Rhabditidae. The record is from the annotation of a GenBank genome assembly.
AUGACGAUAUUUACUGCGCCUCGAUAUUUCCCGGAGAGGAACAACAAGGCCGCCGUGUUGGUUGUGGAUGAAAAUGGGAAAUGCUCGAUUAAAGUCUUGCUGCCCUGCGAUGAGAUCAACACCGGAGAGAAAGCCUUCCGAAAGGAAUUUGACUUGUCUUACAUGGACAGUUCGAGUUAUCAAUUCUACAAGACCAAUGGAAAGCUUCCAAAGGGACGACGAAAGGGU